Messenger RNA from Thelazia callipaeda (thelaziosis nematode), 1106 nucleotides. Lineage: Eukaryota; Metazoa; Nematoda; Chromadorea; Rhabditida; Thelaziidae. The record is from the annotation of a GenBank genome assembly.
AUGGAAGGGACUGGCCAAGAUGCUGUGCUUGAAAAAUUUAUUGUCAGGACUGGUGCUGCAAACAAUAUUGCAUUUGCUUUUCUGGAAGAGCAUGACUGGGAUUAUGAUAUAUCAUUGGAGCAUUAUUAUGCCUGGAAAAAAAAGGAGACAGUAACUUCACAAUUUUCCACCUCACUAUCGUGUGAGAAAGUGGAGGACUAUGAUGCAGAUGAAAGCAGUGGGUGUGGAAAGGCUUUACGUUGGCCAUCUUACGCUUUUGUUUUACCAAAUUUAUUCGAUCAGCCUGCUGAUUUUAGAAAUUAUUUGGAGAAGGACUUAAUUGAAACAUCAACUCUCAAGCGACUUGAAAACUCUGGUCAUUUAAAUUGGUGGUGUUGGAAUGGUAGUGGACAGCGCAUGUGGCCGCUCAGUACCACUGGUGAUGGUAACUGUCUUCUGCAUGCAGCAUCACUUGGGAUGUGGGGAAUCCAUGACAGGCAGUUGAUAGGUAGCAGGCGACAUAUUCUCUGGCGUCGCUGGCGUUGGGCAGAAAGUCAAUCGAAUUUACAGUCGGGUCUUGUGCUAACCGAUGAAGAAUGGCAGCGUGAGUGGGACAAUAUCCUUCACAUGGCUGCAGCAACUCCGAGAACUUUUACUAACUCGGAAGAUGAUAAAACUGGCAAAAGUGGAAAUGCUGCUGAGCAAGUUUAUGAAAGUUUAGAAGCUAUUCAUGUAUUUGCUUUAGCUCAUAUUCUGAAGCGACCAAUUAUCGUGUCUUACGGAGUUUCAGUUGUAUCGGAUACAGUACUCCGUAAUGCCGUUGGUGAAGAGCUUUCACCUAUCCCAUUUGGUGGAAUUUAUUUACCUCUCGAAUGCCCAUCAAACCAGUGUCAUCGCUCACCACUUGUUUUGUGUUAUGAUUCUGCUCAUUUCUCACCUCUCGUAACAAUGCGUCACACAACGCCUACUACCGUUCAGUGUGAUUUUUUAAAUCUUCCAUUCAUAAAGAGAAAAAAUUUAGUAAUAAAUUGCAACAUCGGUGGCUAUUAUGGUAUUUUUGUUUGGCUCUUUAGUUUUCUAAAUACUGUAUUUCUUUUCCGGGUUUUCGCUAAAUAUUUUUCUUGAAC